This is a messenger RNA of Mycetomoellerius zeteki, 627 nucleotides long. RefSeq lists its product as uncharacterized. Gene Ontology annotation, molecular function: protein binding. The coding region runs from base 1 to 627 and encodes 208 amino acids. The transcript is spliced from 4 exons. Gene Ontology annotation, biological process: positive regulation of proteasomal ubiquitin-dependent protein catabolic process; protein polyubiquitination. NCBI's taxonomy places the organism in Eukaryota, Metazoa, Arthropoda, Insecta, Hymenoptera, Formicidae. The record is from RefSeq and is a predicted model, not a curated record.
AUGAGGAAAGGAGAACUUAGUAUCAAAAACCAUGAAGAUGCAACGCAGAACAACAAAAAUACACUGAUUUCUAGUAUAUUACCGUACGAUGUUCUUAGAUUAAUUUUUGAAUAUUUGAAUAGCAGGGAUCUGACGAAUGCUGCAAUGGUUUGCAGAUCUUGGUUAGAAGCUGCGAAUGACGAAAAAUCGACAAGACUAAAUCCUUGCUUUAUAUCUUCUAACGAAGACAGCGAUUUGUUAAAUCAUUUGAUCAAGAAUCUAAGAAUUGAACCAUCAUUCUGUUUCUGUUUUACGUGGGUCACAGUUUUAAGAAAGGAGUGUAACACAGAGGAGCGAAUUGAAGCAAGACUAAAGUUAUUUAAGAACGAAGUGAAAUUAAAAAAACAUUCCUUAGGAUUUAUGUUCGCGUCCUUGCAUCGCAAUAUUAAAACUAAUGUAGAAUCAACAAUAUUCAAAAGAUUAUUCCCCAAAAUACCCUUAGUAGGUAUGAAUAAUUUCUUCAAGUUCAAAUUAUCUAAUAUCUGCGAUAAACUAAAUAACGAAAAAAAUAUUCAUAAGGAACAUGAAUCUGAGAGAUCUGAAUUUUGCUAUUAUUGCACUAUAUUUUUGAUACUUACGUAUGGGUAA